Rubroshorea leprosula is the source of this 808-nucleotide messenger RNA. Lineage: Eukaryota; Viridiplantae; Streptophyta; Magnoliopsida; Malvales; Dipterocarpaceae. The record is from the annotation of a GenBank genome assembly.
AAAUAAUAAACAAGUAAGGGUAUUGUUCUCAUAAAAUCUCUUCUCUCUUUUCUAAUUUUAUGGACUUUGUAAAUGAGUUAGUUGAUUCAAAUUUGAAUUUGAAAUCGGAAGUGGAUGGAAGUCAAGCUGACUCUUCCAUUCCAUCUUUUACUGCUGAUAAGGGGGCUUUGAAGGUAAGGAAAGGCGAGAAGAAGAUGCAAGAGAAAGUUUCAAUCACUGGUGUGUCUUUGCUCGACGGUAAAAUUGAACAUAGGAGCAAGAUGAUGCAAAAAGAGUGGAAUUGGUUAAAGGCUGGAAAUUUGAAUUCUCCGGCUAAGAAAAAGGGUCUCAAAAUCAAGGGUUCAGAAGCGCAAACGGUGCCACUUUUAGUGGAAUUAAUGGAGAGACAUGAUGCGGAUAGGGCUGCUCAGUGCAAGUAACGAGGGCCUUUUAUGUUUUGGUGGUGGAGUGAAGAAUUGCUUGUUGUUGCCAGGUCAUCUUCCAGGGCUUAAGUUGUUGUCUACAGUGGAGUUUAAAGAAGCAUGAAGGAUUGAUCGAAGCGUUUUGCCUGGCUUGUGGGGAUUUUUUGUUUCAAGUUUGUUUGUUAUCAACUUUUGAUAUACUGAGUUUUGUGUCCAUUAGAAGCUGUGAGUAUAUCUGUUUUGAACUCUUUUUUAUACGAGGUUUCUUUUGUAACUAUUGUGAGAAUUUGUGUUUUGAAUUUAUUUUGAAAAAAUGUGUGGUUAAGUUUAUCAGUUACUUGUUAUGAUUUUUGUUGUGAUAAGGUUGAGUAUCUCUUUUAUUGUAUUAAUAAUUUUUUGGUCAAAGC